Pediculus humanus corporis (human body louse) is the source of this 1701-nucleotide messenger RNA. RefSeq lists its product as uncharacterized. Gene Ontology annotation, cellular component: nucleus. Bases 1 to 1701 code for a protein of 566 amino acids. NCBI's taxonomy places the organism in Eukaryota, Metazoa, Arthropoda, Insecta, Psocodea, Pediculidae. The record is from RefSeq and is a predicted model, not a curated record. Gene Ontology annotation, molecular function: nucleic acid binding; zinc ion binding. The transcript has 11 exons.
AUGGCAAAUCGUCGAACCUUCGGUUCUGGAAAUUAUGGAGGAGUUAGUAGCAGCGGAGGAGGGGGUGGGGGUGGAGGGGGCGGUGGCGGAGGCGGUGGUUAUAGUCAAGGGAAUAGGGGUAAUUAUAGUUUAGGGGGAGGUUUAGCCGGUGUUAGUCCUUGGCAAAGUGGAAGUUCACCUGGGAGAAGCGGAUUGCAAAGUGGAAAUAAUUCAGUUCCAUCAUUAUUGACUACUAAUAAUCUAUUAAAUCAGUUAACUAAUGAUUCUUCUAUUGCAAUCGCAACAAAACUUUUAACAUCGAUACUUCCAGUACAACCACCUGUUCAGCAGCCGCCAUCUUUAAUGAGCCUUAAUAAUUCUUAUGGUAGUUCAGUGAGAUAUGGAGGUGGAUCUUAUGGCAGUGAACGUUUCAGAAGAAAUGAAAAGAGAUCGGAUAAUUUCAGGAAUCGUCGUCAGGCUAACGAUCGGAACAAAGAUCGUAGUAAAGGUGGUGACAACAAACCGCGGACUGAUAAGAACAAAAUGAAAGCCAAUAAAGAUGAAAAGGAUAAGAUCAAGAAAGAAGAUGAGGAUGAGAAUGAAGAUGAGAGUGCCUGGAUUGCAUCGAAAGGCAUCGUCCAUGUGCCUGGAUGGAAAGCAGACGAGGGAGAUGGAAAGGGUGAAAAUCAAGAUGAAUCUCAAAAAGAAGGAAACGAUGGAGAUGGAGAAUUCAUUGCCGAAUAUGAUAACAUACCCUCGAAAUUGUUUCACUGUCACGUUUGUGGUAAAAGCAUGUGGAACGACGUGUCUUUCGACACUCACAUCAAAGGAAGAAAUCACAGAAACAAAUUACGGGAUUUGGAAGAAAGUUAUCAAUUGCAAACCGAUCUCAUGAGGCAAAUAGCUGCCAUGUCAUUGAAAUUGGAAGAAUUAAGGCGCGGCGGAAAACGGAGGCCUUAUCCGGAUCAAUAUUGUAAAAUGUGCGAUUUGCAUUUCAACGGAAUGACAAUGUUUGCUCAUCGUUCCACGACGGAACAUCAAAAUCUAAAACGUUUCAUUCAUCCAUCUUGCGAAAUGUGCAAAAUCGAUUUUCAAGUCCGGAUCGAAUACGACGAACACGUAUUGACCCCUCAACACCUUCAAAACGAAGCCAAAGCUUUAAUGAGAAAGGAAAAAUUCGAGAAGGAUCCGUUUUAUAUCAAACUCCGAGAAAAGGAAAUGAAAGUUGCACAAUUAACCGACGAAACGGGAGACAUUAAAGAAAAAGGAUUCGUCGUAUUGACGGCAGAAGAUAAAGCUCUUAUGCAAAAUUUGAUGAGCGAAAACGAAUCUCUUCCGGAUUACGAUCCGGAUGCGGAAACUCUUGUUGCCGAACAUUUCGUCGUCCCGACAUCCGGAUACUAUUGCAAAGCAUGCAAACUUUUCCUAUUGUCGAGCGAUUACGUCGACGUUCAUUGCAGAACCGUGUCUCACUACAAUAAAUACAUAGAAACGUUAAAACAGGAAGCUUCAAAGGUGCAAAAAACGGUCGAAGCAGAAGGAGAAUCUGAAAAUGAAAAAAGAAAAUCGGAUUCGAACGAAGACAACGGCGGAAAUUGGAAACGCAGAAAAGUUGAAAGUAAAAAUAACGAAGUUAACGGUGGGAAAAAAUACGAUCCCGAAGAAACUCUCGACGAUGCGGUCGAAGAUUUCACGUCCGACGCAAGUGUAAGUUAUUCAUAA